AUGGCCCCUACAGGUGACUGCUCGGGCAUUUCCGACGUUGUACGAAUUUCAAACAUCGCUGGACGAUAUCUGAUAUUCGACCCGGAGGGAGCCUCUCUUCUCAGGCGGCUGGAGAACACCAAUGGUACUCUUGUAGGCACAACACCACAGCAACCAACGCAGAAUGUUUUUCUUGCAUUGCCUGUGGAGCUCCGCUCUGAGGAAGCCCAUAGCCUAGUGCGAAAAGGGUCGGCAUACAUAAUAGACGAUGUAGCUGCCCACAAGUUCGCCUUGGCUACAGGGAUGCGGCAGACCCGCAAGUUGUAUGUUAACUCUCUCCGACAGAAAAAGCAAGCUGCGCAAUAUGCGAUAGCUGAGAGAGUCGCAUCGAAAGCAACGUCUUCGCCUACUGCCUUUCAAGAGACGAACCAGAUUGAUACCACACGUCUAUCGUCGAGGAGCGGUGUUGGCAGGCACCCUGUGGCCAGUAACAUGGCAACCAAUACCCAUGACGGCCGAACACUUGACAACGUAGGUUGUUUGUCUUUGACCCCGCUGUCCAGCAAUUUGCUUCUUUCGAGAGGGGCAUCCGAGCGAUCCCCGGUUGUGGAAUCUGGCAUGACUCUCAGCGGGUAUCUCCUGGAAAGACGCUACUAUAUGACUCCCGGUUUACGAUUUGGCGUUCAACUGAGCGUUUAUCCUGGCGAUCCCCUUCGCUUUCAUGCGCAUUUCAUGGCAAACGAGUACAAAUGGGAUGAGCCUAUACCCAUUUUAGACCUUGUCGGGGGUGGGAGGCUAGCUACGGCUGUGAAGAAAGCAUUUUUGAUUGGUGGACAACAGCCAGCCAGCAGUUCCGACCCUGCCACUGUUUGCACGUAUAGUCUAGAAUGGGCCGCCAUGUAA
Pochonia chlamydosporia 170 is the source of this 882-nucleotide messenger RNA. RefSeq names its product tRNA-splicing endonuclease subunit sen34. The coding region runs from base 1 to 882 and encodes 293 amino acids. Lineage: Eukaryota; Fungi; Ascomycota; Sordariomycetes; Hypocreales; Clavicipitaceae. Gene Ontology annotation, cellular component: tRNA-intron endonuclease complex. Gene Ontology annotation, biological process: tRNA splicing, via endonucleolytic cleavage and ligation; tRNA-type intron splice site recognition and cleavage. The transcript has a single exon. Gene Ontology annotation, molecular function: tRNA-intron lyase activity; nucleic acid binding. The record is from RefSeq and is a predicted model, not a curated record.